This is a messenger RNA of Conger conger (European conger), 1464 nucleotides long. RefSeq names its product E3 ubiquitin-protein ligase znrf2-like. The coding region runs from base 600 to 1268 and encodes 222 amino acids. The transcript has 5 exons. The record is from RefSeq and is a predicted model, not a curated record. NCBI's taxonomy places the organism in Eukaryota, Metazoa, Chordata, Actinopteri, Anguilliformes, Congridae.
GGCGGGAUUGCCACACGUACACUGUCUCACUCCCUUCUCGUCAAUAUAUGCUGUGCUUCUUUGCGUCCUCUUGUCCACUGACUUUAUUUGUAACAGUUUCUCUGUUAAGAGUAGCGCAAGGAGGAAACGUGAGGAGUGUGCUUGUCCAGUUCCCCUUUAUAAAGAGGCAUGGCGGAGAAGACAGUACAAAGAAAACAACAGCGAAAACAAAUAAAGCCGAAACAAGCGGCGGAUACCAUAAAAGCUAACAACUGGAGUACAUCAACAAUUAUUGUUUGUGGAAUCUCGACUGGACAUCUACUAAGUACUUUUAAAAAGUUUUUCAUUUAAUUUCGUUUAAUUUAUUUUUUCCACAUGGCGUGCAAACUAAAUAGCUACUAAACUUAUUUUGCAUGGUUGUCAGUUCGCUUUUAUGUUAGUACUUUCAUAACAUGUUUGGGAUUUAAUAACUUUGAAUAUUUUUAAUCCUCAUUUUAUUGCCAGGGUCUAUUUUUGUUAUUUUUUGAUCAUUGCAAUUGACAUACAAUCUCGAUUGCCACACCGGUUUAUCAAUCUUAAAUAAAGCAAAUCUGUGAAUAAAUUGGCAUAGGGCUGCAAACAUGGGGGCAAAACAGAGCAGCCCGGCUGCUAAUGGUCGAACCAGGGCUUACUCGGGCUCGGAUCUGCCGUCGAGUACCUCCACUAGUAAUGGCAACGGCAGAACCGCAGCAAUGGCAAUGAGAUACCAUGCAUAUGGUGCUUCAGCUCAUUGGACCUCUGGAGCCACAGCGACUGCGGCUCAGCACGUUGGCCCCAGGACAAGAUCGGUGGGUGGUAGUGGGGGUGGGUCAGGAACCAGGCCUCAAUCGAGUAUCAACAUUCCCGAUAACAGUGGAGCUUACAGCUCCCAAGAUUCCGGCAGCAGUACCCCAGAAGAACCCAGUGGAGACGGGUCAAGUGGAGGUCAGGGGGCUCCCCGGCUCUUGAUUGGCUCACUCCCAGCACACCUUUCGCCUCAUCUUUUUGGAGGUUUCAAGUGCCCUGUCUGUUCCAAGUUUGUAACAUCAGAUGAAAUGGACCUGCACCUUGUCAUGUGCUUAACCAAACCAAGGGUGACCUACAAUGAGGACAUCCUGUCAAAAGAUGCUGGGGAAUGUGCAAUAUGCUUGGAGGAGCUGAUGCAGGGUGAUACCAUUGCACGUCUUCCCUGCCUUUGCAUCUACCACAAAGGUUGUAUAGACGAGUGGUUUGAGGUGAACAGGUCAUGUCCGGAACACCCCACCGAUUAAGGAGCUUCCAUUUUUUGCACAGGUGUCUAUCCUACUGGUUCUGGAAGACUGUCUGCUCUACUAAGAGCAGAAAUGAAUGUGAAGUUCUGCCCUAGGCCAUAAUCAAAGGCAUGAUCCUGGUCACUGCUUUGUUGGUGGGAAUCUAAAUCAAACGUAGAUCUCAUUUCAACUUCGGAGGAGACGACAAGAUAUUUUC